Messenger RNA from Drosophila ficusphila, 1701 nucleotides. RefSeq lists its product as uncharacterized. The record is from RefSeq and is a predicted model, not a curated record. NCBI's taxonomy places the organism in Eukaryota, Metazoa, Arthropoda, Insecta, Diptera, Drosophilidae. Bases 34 to 1509 code for a protein of 491 amino acids. The transcript has a single exon.
AGUGAAGUGGAAUUAAGAGGAAAUUUCGGGACCAUGAACAGCCACUCGGCGACCAAAAAAAGCCACAUUGUGAUGGUGGCACUUGCGGAUCCCAAGCGACGUGGCUUUGUGGACGAGCAGGGUCUGGCGAGCGAUGUUAGACUCUUGGACAACAAGUCGAUCUUGCUGAAGAUGCAGCCGACCGCAGGAAAGUCGACGAACUUCGUGGAGCCACCUCGCUACUACCGCCACUUGGAGUUCGACGCCAUUGGCUACGAUUUUGAGCCCCAUAUCAGGUCCGAAUUGGGCGACUUGAUUACUCAGAUGUUCCGCCACCACCGUCAUGGCAGUCUGCUGCGUCUCUCGUCCCACAGGAACCACAGUCCCCUCCUGCUGACCCGUCUGCUGGUCACUGAGGUGGACAAGCUUAUGGUCGAGAUGCGCUUCCGGCUGAAGUCAGUGAACAUCGACUACUUCGACGUGCGCAAGUUCGACAUGGUGAACAUGCUGGUGGAGCCCGCAGCGGUUCCCACUCGCAGGAGGGUUACCCCGUGCGGGAAGAGCGUCUCCAGCACCAGGGAGCUCUUCCAGUGGAUAGUUAACGACUUCACCCCGUUGAGAAGUCGUGGAGUGGGAGAUGAAUACGUGGACUUUGAGUUUGUUUACCGGGACAGCAUGGCGGAGCAGCACAGGAUCCAUCUGUCCCUGUUCAGCAUAUUCGGGAGCGAGAGCCGGUCCGACUUGGUGGAGUUCUUCAGGAGCUUGCCGCAGGGAAGGCAGAAUGGGAGCACCCUCCUGAACGACUGCCUGAAGGAGUCCUUCGACCUGAAGUCCCCCGCUCCAACGGUUGUGUUGUUCGAGUUGCCCAUAUCCCCCGACUUGGUUGAGGCGAGGCGAAAGAUCCUGAAGCUGGCGGACGUGGCCUACGGAGCCCUGGAGAGAACCCGAAAGGUUUUGGCAAAAUCGGAAUCGAAGAGUGUUUUGCAGAGCUUCGUAAGCCUAACCAAGGGAGGCAGGGCCUAUGGAGGUCAGUGUCAGGUGAAAUCAGAUAUUUCCUUGGCCCACUGGCGCCGCACUGCCAGAUUCUCGGACGAGGACUACAACGGGCUGGCCUAUUGGUACGGCCGCAUCGACUCCAAGUUCGCGGCGCUCAAACUAGCCAUGGAGCAGCACUUUGUGGACCUGUACCGGAGGAAAAGUCUAGACCUUCGCAGCGAGAUCAGGUCGAUCAACCUCGACUUGAGCGAGGAUAACGAUGAAAGCGGCGGCGAUCGAGCGAGGCCCCAAAGGCCACCAAUCGCGUUGGACUCCUCCAGGAAGGCAUACACAGCCUUGAAGAAGGAGUUCAAGAAGAUCGAGCUGGAAGCUGAGAAAACAGUUUAUGCCCCUACCUUGAAGGUCUACAUCAGCACGAAGUGCUACGAGUUAUCCGAGGCGGAGAGGACCCUCAGGCAGAAGGAGAUCGAGAACCUGAGGCUCGGCUUGAUUCAGUUCAUCACCACCCCCGACUCAAGCAUUUCCGGGGAGUAGAAGUUUAACCAGACGCCACCCAGCCAUCGUGAUGUCUAGUGAAACUCCUCUUUCCCCAGGGAAACAUCGAAGCACAUACUUUGUCAAUUUACUUUACUUGAUCGAUCUUUUGCAGAAAGACAGAGGUUUUGUAGGGUAUACAUAUAAUAUAAUAUACAUUUAUAUAUAAAUACAAUAUUAUUGUCAACAAUA